Molecule: messenger RNA, 4202 nt
Organism: Oryzias latipes (Japanese medaka)
Lineage: Eukaryota; Metazoa; Chordata; Actinopteri; Beloniformes; Adrianichthyidae
Gene: hyal3
Product: hyaluronidase 3
Biological process (GO): hyaluronan catabolic process; carbohydrate metabolic process
Cellular component (GO): acrosomal vesicle
Molecular function (GO): hyalurononglucosaminidase activity
Source: RefSeq, a predicted model, not a curated record
UGGAGUGUGGUAAGCAGUGCUGACACAUGAAGUUUGAUUCGUUCUUGUUGGUGCACAACAAAUACUAUUUAAUGAAAGGUACUGCUAAAAGUAGCUGUCGCUCUACCUUAAAUGGAAGCAGAAAACUGAGAGAGAAGCGUUUACAAAGGAACACAAUACCCAUUAGUAUAAUCUAGUGGUGAGAAAACUGUUUCAUCAGCUAUUGGACUUUUCCUUAAUAAAAUAGUUUAUAUAGUUUGGAUGAAAAAUAAGUUUGUUUUUUAUAAUGGAUUUUACAAUAGUACCAUUUAAUCGGAAAUCAGGAAAAUUAUUACUUUCAGAAAAGUAUUUUUGUGUGCUACAACUGUUGCCUAGUGUAUUAUAGUUCUUUUUUUUAACUUUGUUUUAAGUGAUAACCUACUCACUAAUACGGAGUACCAACAAAAAUUCAUUCAGAAAGAAUACGUCUUCCUUAUUUUUGAAGCCACAUCCUUUUGCGCAUGCGCUUUGCGUUUCCAAAGCUUUUGCCUGAGAACGAAAAAAAAAAAAAAAUAAUUUAAACUUUUAUAGUUUGUCGUAAAACCACCAAUAGAAAAAGUGUUUGAUUCAUAAAACUUUAACACUGCAUUAAAAAAAGAUAAAACAGGUAGUUACUGCUGUCCAAAAUACAGGAGGCGUUGUUAACGCCGCCAUGUUCCCACAAUGCAUUUGGUUCUACAACGCAAAACCUUUUUUGUUUGAUAAUAUUUAGUUUGCUAUAUCUGAUUUUUUAAAACAUGCAUGUAUUUUCCAAUCAUGAUGCUUUUAGUCAAUUCUGUAAUAUUAAUGUUUUGUUUUUUUCGUUGAACCGUUAGUCUGAUGUGUAUCGCGGAGAAUAGGUUUGGUAGCACGGACGUCUACCCGGAAGUACCCUUGUUUCUCUUCAGAUCGUGUAAAUCUUUCGCCUUUAACUAAAUUUCCGUGGAGAGGAAUUUCAAGAGUGUUACACAAUUUAUUGAUGUCUUGCCUCACGGCGAGGUUACCUACAUGUGUCAAAAUCUAAAAGAAGACUAAAACUGUUGAAUGUCAGGAAUUCCAGCUGCAAGCUUCAUGUACUACUCAACAUCGUAGUAUAUAUAGGCCUUAAUAUAUGUAGUUAUGACAUCUGUCCAUAGGAAUAGUAUUGCGAAAACAGUUUAGAUGUUCUAAUCAUGUAAUUGCAGCUGACUGGUAUCUCUCAUAGUAAAAUGAAACAAAUGCGCCCCGAAACCCCGGAGUACAAUUGUUCUUAAAUUCUUCUUCAUGAUUAUGAUCCAGUGAAGUGAAGCCAGGAACUCUGUUUGUCCUGGCGGGUCCACGUCCACUUUCAGAGGGUUUCUAUUGCCGUGAUAAAGUGAACUGGAAAGAGAAUUAGUAUAAAAUAAUAGUUCCCAAAAUGUUCAUCUGCCUCAAUUUUGAAGCCCGGUCCUUUUUGCGCAUGCGCUUUGCGUUCCAAAAGCUUUUGUCUGAGAAUGCAACAAAAACUAAUCAUUUGAACUUUUAUAGUUUGUCUUAAAACCACCAAGAAGGGGUUUUUGAUUCAUAAAAAUUUAAGAUUUUAUUAAGAAAAUUACAAAAUAAGUAGUUACUACUGUUCAAAAUUUAGGAGGCGUGGUCAACGCCGCCAUGUUCCCACAAUGCAUUUGGUUCCACAGUGCAAAACCUUUUUUGUUGAAUAAUAUUUAGUUUGCUAUAUCUCUGGUUUUCUUUCCAGUAAAAAAAAAAAAAAACAUACAAAUAUUUACCUAUCGUGAUACUUUUAGUCAAUUCUGCAUUAUUAAUGGGUUUUUUUUCUUUGAACCGUUAGUCUGAUGUGUAUCGCGGAGAAUAGGGUCGGUAGCACGGACGUCUGUUUGUCAGCACUCUUGUUUCUCUUCAGAUCGUAUAAAUCUUUCGCCUUUUACUAAAGAUUUCCGUGGAGAGGAACAACAAGAGAUUUACUCAAUUUUUUGAUGCCUUGCUUCACAGCGAGGCUUCCCAUUCCUGUCAAAGAAAAACUAAUAGAACUUUGGUGUUGUGAUUACUUAAAAUUUAACAAAUAUAUAAAAAUCUGAAUUAAAGGACCUUUUAUUUACCGUUAAUUAAUUAAUCGAAUGCUUUUAUCGUGGUGACUGAGGACUGACAUAAUGAAACAAGACACAUGAACGAAGAAAACGUUUGAGAAUUGUUCUUAAAUGCUUCUUCAUGACUAUGAUCCAGUGAAGUGAAACCAGGAACUCUGUUUGUCCUGUCGGGUCCACAUCCACUUUCAGAGGGUUUCUAUUGCCGUGAUAAAGUGAACUGGAAACAGCAUAAAAUAAUAGUUUCCAAAAUGUCCACCUUAUUUAAAAAAAAACCUUUUUAUUUUGUAAUUAUUUUUAACAUUUUGAUGACAAUGAUCCUGACAGGCGAGGUGUGACAUUAUGAAAACAACCUGCUGUGUGUACAUCCCUCAUCAGUCAGUUUCCCGUUGCAGAGCAGAAUGUGAAAUAGCGUUACUCAUCACUUUAGAAGCUCAUUCUGAAGUCAGUGGCCUCUCUGGUUUCAGGCUUUCGCUCCAGGUGGAAGGACACUUCAGCCGUCGACCUGCCAUGGUGCUUUCUCUCCUCCUCGUCUUCCUCAUCUCUUCAUCCCUCUGCGCCUCGCUGCCUCCUCCUGCAGCAGGUCCGGUGCUGCGGGGGCGGGCUUUCGUUGUGGUGUGGAACAUGCCCACCGCGAAGUGUCAGAAACGCUACGAUGUCCAGCUGGACCUGGAAGACUUUGGCAUUGUGGAGAACCCCAAGCAGCACUUCCAGGGAGAGAAAAUGACCAUCUUCUACCGUGACCGCCUGGGGAAAUAUCCAUACCUGUCACACGACGGCCGUGAGGUGAACGGAGGAAUCCCUCAGCUCGGUGACCUCUCUGCUCACCUUUCCCUCACAGGGUCGCAGCUGUCCCGCCUGCUGCGCCCCAGCUUCUCUGGCGUGGCGGUCAUCGACUGGGAGGAAUGGCAGCCACUGUGGGAGAACAACUUUGACACCAAGAUGAAAUACCGAAUGCUGUCCAAGCUGCUGGUGAGGCAAGAGAGGCCUGAACUGUCGGAGACGGAGGUGACGCUGUUGGCCAAACAGGCGUUUGAAAAAAGCGCUCGGAUGUUCAUGGAAGAGACUCUGCGAGAGGCACUCAGACACCGCCCCGGAGGAUUGUGGGGGUUUUAUGGAUUUCCCUAUUGCUUUAAUAAACACAAAAGAAAUGCAGAUGAAUCCUACACGGGACGGUGCCACAGUGGGACCAGGCGGCACAAUGACCAGCUGUCCUGGCUCUGGACUCAGUCCACGGCUCUGUUCCCGAGCAUCUACCUGCCGCAGAGGCUGGCGGGCUCUGCAGAUGCAGCGCUGAUGGUCAGACACAGACUGCUGGAAGCUUUGAGGGUAGCAUCACUUUGGCGUCAUAGCAACGGUACCGGACAUGCCACACCCGUUCUACCCUACGCCAGGCUGGCGUUCACACACUCACUCAACUUUCUCAAUAAGACAGACCUGGAGCACACGCUCGGGGAGAGUGCAGCACUCGGAGCGGCUGGAGUUGUUUUGUGGGGUGACUUGAAAUUUGCCAAAUCCGAGCAACAGUGCCUCAUCCUUAAAGACUACGUCCACAACGUGUUGGGUCCCUUUGUUCGGUCUCUGAGGUCUGACACCCAGAGCUGCAGCAUCCAGCGUUGCCACAGCAACGGACGCUGCAUCAGAAAGCACGCCGCCUGCGGCCACAGCCUGUCUCCGGCCGCUGACGGCUCCUCUGGCUCUGACAGCAGCAAAUAUUUUCACAGACACUUCAUGUGUCAGUGCUACGCAGGCUUUACUGGAAAGGACUGUGAUGAAGAGGAAGAGGAAAGCAGAGAGGAGGACGAUUAACCCCACCUCCAGGUUGAGGCUGAAGCUGCUGCAGCUUCUAGCCGUCAUUUUAAAGUGAGCUAAAACAACAUUGUGUAGAUGUGUAUCUUUAUCCAUGAUAACGCAAGUCUGGUCUAUAAUUUAUUGGUUUAAUUUAUUGCCGAAGUGUCUUUAGGUGGAAUUUAUUCCAAUUAAAUAGUCAGAAACCCUCAGAUCCUCCUCCUCCCUUCAUCUGGACGUCCCCACCGCUCACCCCGUCACUAUGGGGAGCAGAGCUUUCAGCUGCUCUGUCCCCCGGCUCAGAAACUCAAUACCUACUGAUCCCAGAAACAUUGGCUCUCUCUCACAAUUCACCAA